AUGGCUCUGCGGCUUUUUUCAUGGAUGUCGCUGGCCGCGGCGUGGCAAGGCUCGUGGGCAUGGGAAGUCACCUCCGGGCUUUGCAGUGUCGGCGAUGAUGGAUGCAUCGUCAGCACGAAUUUUCCGAAUGAGUACCCCAAUGACGACACCUGCGUCAUCGAGGUCGAACCUGGUGAAGGGAAGUCCUUGGAGGUGUUGGCUUUCUCAACGGAAGCUGGUCGAGACACGGUGCAAGUGAAUGGCAUCGACUUCUCCGGCACGGAAGGCCCGGAGGGCCUGGUACCAGCAGGAUCCAUCUUGUGGCGUUCAGAUGGCCUUAGGAAGGGCUCCGGCUGGAAGCUUUGCCUUCGUGAGAAGCCUCCCCUAUCACGCCUGCUCCAGAGUGGUGCAUCCAACUUUUCGCAAGUGGCCUGCGACUUCGAGGUGGACUUCUGCUCUUGGCAGAUGCUCAGCGGCCAUCCGUGGCUGGCAUUCUCAGGUCCAACUCCUACGGCACUCACUGGACCAGAUGCAGCGUUCGAGGGCAACCGGUACGUCUAUGCAGAAACUGAUUUGCUCGACUCUUCUUCCUCACCUUCAUAUACUUAUGGCUACGGCUAUGGCUAUGGCUAUGGCUAUGGCUAUGGCUACGGGCAGACUGGCGCUGGGCCGACGGAGAUCGCGCCGGAGUUCAUCCUAUCCAGCCAUGUCUUCGUGCCAUCGUCGGCGUCCAGGUACCUGCACUUCUCCUACCACAUGCGUGGCUACGACAUCCAGUCCCUGCGGCUUGAAGGCUGGGAAGAUGGUUGGACGCCGCUUUGGAGUCGUCAGGGGCCGCAAGGCUCUUCAUGGGGCAUCGGUUUAGUCAGUGUGCCGCCCAAUGUGGUGGCACUGCGGUUCGUCAGUGACAUGCGCAAUCUCUUUUUGGGCCAGUAUGGCCUGUGGCUCAGUGACAUGGCCUUGGACGCCAUCGGCACCGGUGUGCCGACUGUGGACUUCAAUCAGCUCUCAUGCAAUUUCGAGUUCGACGUGUGCCUGUGGCUCAACACAGGCAAUUCCGCAUGGCAGCGCGUGACUUCAGAUGGGGCAGACUGGUCUCUCGAAGCCGCAACCACAUCGGAGACCCAGCAAUUCAUCCUGGAGACAUUGGCAGCAUUCAACAUCACAGAGGAGAAAGCCUUGAUCUUCGACUUCCAGCUCUUUGGCUCAAUCUCGGCGUCAUUGAAAGUGGAGCGGAAGACGACGGAAACAGACUGGCAGAGCCUGUUCACAGACUCGGGCGGUCGUGAUGAUGCCAUGUGGCGCCCAGCACUUGUUCGUGUCCCGCCAGGCACUGUGGCCCUCCGCGUGUCAGCUGUGGGAGCUGCAGGGGAUGUCGUGCGUUUGCAGUCUUUGCAAGCAGUGGACGUGGUUCCAAGCGUCGCGCAUGUCACUUGCAGCUUUGAGGCAGAUCUGUGUGGCUGGUCCACGGCCGGGGGACUUCCGUGGCUACGAGAAACUUCCUCGAUAUGGACGAAUACUGGGCCGCAGCAGGCAGCCGACAAUGGCCUGUGGUACAUCUACGCACCAGCUUGGCAGCCCACUCAGCCAAACUAUAACAAGGACUUUGUCCUCACAAGCCCUGUCUUCGGGCCGGCAGCCACAUCCACCAGAGAAUUCCAUUUUUCAUACAACAUGUAUGGGGUUUCCAUGGGGAGCCUGCGCUUGGAAAGUUGGGCAGCAGGAAACUGGACGCCUUUGUGGACCCGUCAGGGCGAUCAGGGCAUGCAGUGGGGCAUGAGUCUCGUUAGACUUCCAUCGGAUUCUGAAUCCCUGCGCUUCGUCGCGGUCAUCGGAAACUCUGACAGCAGUGAUAUGGCCCUCGACGCCAUUGGCGUCGGGCUGCCAAGUGUGAGCAUUCGGCAACUUUCCUGCCGCUUCUUGCUCGACAAGUGCCUCUGGGUCGAUUCGGGUGAGACUUCGUGGCGUCACGCCAUGGGGGAUGCCGGAGCCUGGCUGGAAGCAGGGACGAAUUCAUCAGAAGCUGAAGAGCACUUCGUGCUGCAGAGCUCAUGGAUCAAUAGCCAAAGGGAGGCCGUUUUGCUCAUGGAGUACUGGUUGUCUGGCUCAAACCAGGCAGCAGUGGCGGUGGAGUGGACAUCGGCUGUACCGGCUGGCUGGCUGAGUCUCUUUCUGGAGUCUGGUGACUCUGGUGACCUUUGGCACCAAGCAGUGCUCACUGUUCCUGCAAGCGCUGUGGCCCUGCGAGUGUCGGCCAAUGUUACCGCUGGAGACACCGUGCGCGUGCGCGAGCUGUGGGCAGAGGAGAUGAGAAACUGGUCGGAGAUUGCUUGCAGCUUCGAAGUUGACUUUUGCUCCUGGUCCAACCGCGGCUUGCGGCACUGGCUUCGAGCAUCAGGACCGACACCUUCGGCGUCCACAGGCCCUGAAACAGCAUAUGAGGGCAACUGGUACGUUUACACUGAGUCCGACUUCCAGUUUCAUCAGGACUUCAUUCUACAAACCGCCUUCGAACCUUCAGCCGAAGCCAGGCAUCUGCACUUCUCCUACCACAUGCGUGGUUACGACAUCCACGCACUGCGGCUUGAAGGCUGGGAAGAUGGUUGGUGGACGCAGCUUUGGUCUCGUCACUGGCCACAAGGUUCUUCAUGGGGCAUCGCUGUCGUCAGUGUGCCGCCCAACGCCACAGCGCUACGCUUUGUGGGAAGCACUGGUUUGCUCCCUGAAGCCCAACAGCUCGGUGUGUCGACAAGCGACGUGGCCUUGGACGCCAUCGGCACCGGUGUGCCGACUGUGGACUUCAAUCAGCUCUCAUGCAAUUUCGAGUUCGACGUGUGCCUGUGGCUCAGUACAGGCAAUUCCUCAUGGCAGCGUGUGAAGUCGGAUGGGGCAGACUGGUGGCUGGAAGCCGCAAACACGUCGGGGACCCAGCACUUCAUCCUGGAGACAUUGGCAGCAUUCAACAUCACAGAGGAGAAAGCCUUGAUCUUCGACUAUCAGCUCUUUGGCUCAAUCUCGGUGUCAUUGACAGUGGAGCGGAAGACGACGGAAACAGACUGGCAGAGCCUGUUCACAGACUCGGGCGGUCGUGAUGAUGCCAUGUGGCGCCCAGCUCUUGUUCGUGUCCCGCCAGGCACUGUGGCCCUCCGCGUGUCAGCUGUGGCAGUUGAAGGGGAUGUCGUGCGUUUGCAGUCCCUGCAAGCAGUGGAUGUGGUGCCAAGUCUCGUACAUGUCACUUGCGUCUUCCUGACAGAUCUUUGUGGCUGGUCCUCCAGCGGGUCACCUCCAUGGCUUCGGCGUUCGUCGACUUUUUGGACGAAUGCAAACAUCGGACCAGAAGAGGCAUUCAUUGGCGGGUGGUACAUACACACGCCGGCCGUGCUGAUCACAGUGGAGAACGAUUCCUUCCGAUACUUAGAGAGAUUCAACGAGGACUUCGUCCUCUUGAGCCCCGUCUUCGGCUCGUCUUCAGUGGUCAGGUAUUUUUCUUUCGUGAGCGCGAUGUACCGCCAGGGCCAAGGGAGCCUGCGGCUCGAAAGCUGGAGCAACAACACGUGGACAGAGCUGUGGGCGAGUAGGCCAGAUCACGAGACGACGUGGACAUGGUCGCUUGUGAGGCUACCCCCUGAAGUUGAGGCCUUGCGCUUCAUUGGGGUCACUGGCAGCGUUCUGGACAGUGACAUGGCCCUGGACACAGUCUACGGGGGAAUCCCAACCCUAACGUUUGACAACCAUAUCCCUUGCGAUUUCGAGUGGGAUGGCAGUUGUUUUUGGCUUGACUUUGGUGUCACUGCCACAUGGCGGCGUACCAAUGUGCAAGCCCAAAGCACAUGUCAGGUGACGGCUGAAAGUGCGGAUUCAGGGGACUGGUGGCUUGAAGCUUCAGGGAGUUCCCAAGCACCUUUCAUCUUGGAGACUGCACCUUUCACCAGCAUGCUCGUUGAGAUGAAGGCCCUGGAAUUUGCGUAUCAGCUGGUGGGUUCAGUGUCAUUGGAGGUGGAGAUGCAGACCGCUGCAGGCUGGCAGAGCCUUUUUCUGGAGUCGGGCGGCGGCGAUGCCACGUGGCGCAGGGGCUAUGUCCAUUUGCCUGCAGGUACCACGGGCAUUCGUUUCGUGGCUCGAACGACAGCCUUGCAGGAUGUGGUCAAACUCGACUCAAUCUCGCCAGUGAAGCCAACAUCCCCCGUUCCGCGAUUGGAGGAUAUCAGCUGCGACUUUGAGGACCCCCUGUUUUGCGGAUGGUCGGGUGACACCCGCUGGCGCUACCAUAGUGGUCCCAGCGACGGUUUCAAUUUCGGUACGGGCCCGGACAGGGCCUUCCGAGAGGACUUCUACGUGUACACCGAUUUCUUAGAGUCCAGAAAGCCAGGCACCUUCACCAGCCCCAGCUUCCCCAGACUGGCCACCGAGUGCUACCUCGAGUUUGCGUGCCAUAUGCUUGGGAGUGGCAUUGGUGACCUGAAGCUCCAGUAUCUCGCAGGAAGCACUUGGUGGACGCUAUGGUCCCGAACAGGCUCCCAGGGCUCAGACUGGUUUCAGAUCAAGGUGAUGCUGCCGAUUGGCACGGAAAUGCUGCGCUUCAGGACUUCCAACACGUUAAACGCGGAUUCCCACAUAGCCCUGGAUGCACUAGUUACCUGGCAGCCUGAAUCCUCCUCACGGUUCCUGUCCCUCGCAUCCGGUGGCUACCACAAUUGCGCGCUUCACAGAGCCUCUGGCGAAGUGAAGUGCUGGGGCGAUGGGAAUCAUGGGCGUUUGGGCCGUGGUAGCGAUGAGUCGGUGGGCACAGGCCCUGAGCAAAUGGGCGCAUGGCUGCCACCUGUGGACCUGGGCGAGGGUGCCCGAGCCACGCAGAUUUCUUGUGGCUAUUAUCAUACCUGCGCAGUGCUUGAAGGCCACACAAGGACCGUCGGGGAUUCCCCGGGCGAGAUGGGAGAGAACCUGCCUGUGGCGGACCUAGGCAGCGAUGCAGACAUCAAGCAGGUCGUCCUUGGCAAUCGUUACACCUGCGUUCUUCUUGAUGGCGGGAUUGUGAAGUGUUUCGGGCGAGCCCCUGGUUAUGGAGAUUUGGUUGGCCGUGGCUCGAUUCCGGGCCAGAUGGGGGAGAACCUCCCGGCCAUCGACCUUGGCACGGACUUCGACGUGGUGCAGCUGACGUCAGGCGAGGAUCACACUUGCGCAUUAUCCCGCCAGGGUAAUGUGAAGUGCUGGGGUCUUUUCGAUGCACGCCUCGGGCUCGGACGCCGGGCCGACUAUCAACUUGGUGGCUUUUCUGCUAGCGAGAUGGGAGACCGCCUGCCUGCCCUGGAUUUGGGACCUGCGGUGCAACUUGAUGCCGGGUGGUGGCACACCUGUGCCUUGCUGGCCAAUGGCUUCGUGCGGUGUUGGGGCUGGAACGAGAACGGGGAGCUGGGCCAUGGCGGCACAGAACGUUUCGGCGAUGAGCCAGGCGAGAUGGGCGACAGCCUUCCCUUCACACGGCUGGGAGAUGGACUGAUGGCUGUUCGGGUUGCGGCUGGCGGUUCUCACGGUUGCGCUUUGCUGCAAGAUGCGUCUGUAAAAUGCUGGGGCUGGGGAGUGAACGGCCAGCUUGGCCAGGGUAGCACUGAAACUUUAGGCGACGAGCCUUGGGAGAUGGGCAAUGCGCUGCGCUCUGUCAAUCUGGCUAACCGCAGAGUGCUGGACUUGAGUCUUGGAUUUGCGCACACUUGCGUGCUGCUGGACGAUGACAGCACGAGGUGCUGGGGAUCCAACUCUGUUGGCGACUUGGGCAUCGGUACCACAACCAACGUCGGCGCGAUAGCUGGUCAGAUGGGCACAGCGCUGCUAGCCACAGAGCUUUUCCCUGUGAUGCCUGGCGCUGAGCUUGAAGGUUUCAUCUUGACGGGCGAUGGCAGUCUCCACGUCCAGUACAAUGGCUCCCUUGGGCUCGUCUGCGACGACGGCUUCGAUGAGGCCGCCGCGCGUAUCGCCUGUCGGGACUUGGGCAUGGCCGGGGGCGUCGCCUUUUCAAGCCCUGUAGAAACCGGCGAUAUCUUUGCAGACAACGUGCGGUGCCUGGGCAGCGAAGUAAGCCUGCGACAGUGCCGUUUCCGAGGGUGGCAUCUGCACGACUGCACCCCGCAAGAAGCCGUAGGACUCCAGUGUGAGAUGGAUGCAUGGAGCGACUACACAGUUGCCGGGCCUGCUGAGCGACAGGACCACUCCAUGGUCUGGGACCAGAAGACGCAGUCCACGGUGAUGUUCGGUGGCCAUGCCUCCAGCGCUUUUCUCUACUACGCUGACCUUUGGAUCUACCGCUGGAAUCUGAGAACCUGGACGCAGAUCUUGGCCCAAGACCAAGGGCCCGGCACCAGAUCAGGCCACGUGGCCGUUUGGGAUGCAGUGUCAAAAUCCAUGUUGGUUUUUGCAGGAAGGUACCUUGGCACCUUCUAUCAGGACAUCUGGCGCUUUUACCUCGAGACGAGCUUCUGGGCCAGGGUGUCGGUGACGCAAAACGUCCCCGCAGCCCGUGCUUACCAUUCGGCCAUCUGGGAUGACGAAGCACGGGCCAUGAUCAUUUACGCUGGGGGGGAUGGAGAGAACAGAGCAGCACUCCUGAACGAUCUCCAACGCUUCAGCUUGGACCAGGAGUCAUGGACAACCUUGGCAGAGGGGCCGGGGGCUCGAAGCAGACACACGGCUGUGUGGGAUGCUAUGACAAAGUCCAUGCUUGUCUUUGGCGGGUGGACUGGAGAGCAAUACUUGGCCGAACUGCACCGGUAUGACGCCUGGGCGAACACCUGGGAGGCACUUCUUGCCGGCUCAGGAUUCUGGCCCAGUCCUCGCGGCGGGCACUCUGCUGCCUGGGAUCCUGUGUCCAUGAGCAUGCUUGUUUUCGGCGGCAUCCAGAACACAACCUCCACCGACUCGACCGACUCGAGCCUCAGCUACGAUGCAAGACUCUUCAACUACACGCUUCUGACCGGUGUCUGGACGGAGGAGGGCCUGCGAGCCUCAGUCCCAGGUCCGAAAGGCCGCACCGGCCAGGCCACCGUUUGGGACCAGGAGUCUCGCGGACUUAUCUCCUUUGCCGGCUUCGACUCCUCCUACUUGAGUGAAACCUGGCGCUACGUGGUGAGCCAGACGCAGCCUCCGUUGCUGGCGAGGUGUCAUCUGGGCCAAGAGUGCGCACCAGCUCAAAAUGACAGCAUACUGGCUUCAGCGACUGCAAAGCAUCUCUGUUCCGAUCCCGAGGCCUUGGACACCCACGACGACUCGGGUGGCUUAGACAAUCACUCAGGUGCAUCACCCCUCUUCAUCGAGCCAGGACACCAUCGUUUCUGUGGGUGCGAUGCAAACUGCAGCCAUCCAGCAGAUUUUCAAAUUGACCUGGGCCACUUCAUUGUGGAAGGGCCCUACCUCAACCAGUCCGCUCAGUGCGACCUCGGCUCCGUGUGCAUCAUCUCCGAAUGGCGUGGAGUGGGCAUUGCGGUGAACGACAGCGUUAUUUUGCAAAGCAAGUGCAGGACCAAGGAGGCAUCUGCCCAUCAUCGCCGCGCCGACAUCUCCUUCAACGAGUCCAUGAGCUGGUUCGAGCUGCAUGUGGGCUUUUUGGACAACGGGAUCGGGCCCCAAGUUGUGGAGCUUUGCUGGUGCCCGGCUAGCCGGCCAUGUGCGUCUGCGCAGGAGUUUUUGGUCACGGCCCUGCAACUGCGUCUCGUUUGCCCACCUGGGCAGUAUGAGCUCUCUGAGGCAUGCCAGGCCUGUCCUGUGGAUCACUACUGUCCCGGCGGUGAGCAGGUCUACAGCUGCCCAGCCGCCAGCACGGCCCCGGCCGGCUCAAGCCAGCUCAGCGACUGCAAAUGCCUGAAAGGGCGCUACUGGGAUGCCGGCGCCUGCCGAAUCUGCCCUGCAGGAGCUACAGCCUUGACUUCCUGCACGUGCAUGCCGGGCUAUGUCAACAGCCAACCUGAAGAGCCUUCGGCAUGCGAAGAGUGUGGUCUCGGAUUUUUCUGCAUGGGCGGUACGCACAAGCAGCCCUGUGCCCCCUCUCAGACCACGGCGGGUCCUACAGCUGGUGAUGAAUCCCAGUGCCUGUGCAUGGCGGGCACCUUCCCCGAAGACGAUGGACAUUGUGUUCCUUGUGCAGUUGGCCAUUUCAAGGACAGCAUUGGCAAUGUGCCUUGCUCUGAGUGCGGCCCUGGAACGUUCAGCAACACCACAGGGGCCACCGAGGAGUGCAAAUGCAGUUAUGGCUACGGUUACGACGAUGCAGAAGCUGGCUGCAUAGCCUGCCCAGCAGGUGAGUACAAAGCAAGAGUGGGGAACCUCCGCUGCGACAGGUGCUCUGUUGACAAGUUGUCUGUGAAGGCUGCUACCUCGGCACUGGACUGCCUUUGCCGGCCGGGGACGACAGCAGAAGGUGAUGGCUGCCGUGACUGCUCACCAGGUCACUUUUGCAACGGCACUGGAGAGGAGCUGCACUGCCCGACGGGCUCAACUUCACCUGCUGGCUCAAGCGACGAGCUUGACUGCCUUUGCUUAGAAGGGCACUACAGCUUGCAGUCUGGCUCGCGGCUUAGCUGUGAACCGUGCCAAGCCGGGCGCUAUAAGCCCACAACUGCCAAUCAGCCAAUCUGCCCCUCUCAAUGCCCUACCAACUCCGACAGCCCAAACGCAUCCACGAGCCUGUCUAACUGCUCUUGUGUGGCUGGGUUUUAUGCAGAGCUUGAUGAAGACGGCUUCUUGGUACGUUGUGCCAGUUGCUUGUCCUUCACUCACCUGAGCUGUUCUGGCGGAUUUUACGAGCAGACAGACCGCCACCGCCUUCCCGUCGCACGACCUGGCUAUUUCCAAACGGCCCCCACCACCGCCAUCAAGUGCAACAUCGUUAUGGACGAUGAGCUUAGCGCUUGCCUGGGAGGCGGUUCGUGUGCAGACGUUAGUGCGGGACUAGAAUGCGUGGGGAAGUAUGGCAAUGUCUGCGCGGAAGGCUCCACGGGCUUCCUUUGCGGAGAGUGCCCGCUUGGUUGGGCGAGGAACUAUUGGAAAGAGCCCUGCAGAUUUUGCAUGCCAGCCAGCUGGCCGCUGAUCCUGUCAAUUCUAUUUGAUGUUGGCACGAAGGUGAUCCUAAACUUCGUCGUCGCAUCUUUGGCGGCCACGGCUGCAGUUCGUGGCAGUGGCAAGCUACAUGCCAUAAUGAUCCGCAUUGCUACACAGUGGUUGGCUGCCUGCUCCGUCGUCGCGACCUUGGAUCUGGACCAGAUGUCACCUGUGCAAAUGCGGGACCUUGAUGGCCCGGAAGGUGAAGUCGGCUUGUUUGCAUGGCCGGUGGAAGUGACUGUCGCAAUGCUGCGUUUGUUCGAGUUUCUUACUCUGACGCCUGUUCUCACCACCGUCGACCUGGAUGCCCAAUGCUUCUCGCAAGAAGUCUCCGAGAACCCAGCCGCACCUCGAAUCGCUCUCGGCAUCUACUACCUCUCGCUGCCCUUGCUAGUGAUGCUGGGCUCAGUCCUGCUGUCCUGGGCAGCAGUGCGAUUGCUGGUCCCGCUGGCGAACCGAAUCGGAUUCUCCUUCAAUGAGGCUGGGCGCCGCCGGCACAAGCGGGCCAAGGCUUUGGAGGAGUUGCUUCGGGCCAUCCAACCCGAGCUGCGCAGUGCCCAAGUAGACCUGUCCUGGGAGGAAAUCGAGGCCUCAAAGGCGCUUUUAAUCCCCGUGGCAGAGCUGGAGAGUGCUGCCGCAGAGCCGGGCGCUUUUCUGCGCAGGGCGGUGGCCGACUCCCCAUCUUUGCUUCUGAGCGCCUGCAAGCUACGCGCCAGGGCCACCGGGGCCGACCUCAAGGCCGCCCAGUGUCUUAGCCCCGUCUUUGCAACAACACUGGACGUUUCUUUGGCGAGGGAGUUGGCCACUGGAGCCUCCGACUUUGCCGGCCUGCUCGACCAAGUGCUGGCAUCCAAUGGUGCCCCCGUCGCCAACAACGUGAUCAUUCACGAUCCGGUCGCCGACGAUGCUAUCACUGAUCACGACUUCGAGAUCAAGAACGAGGACCCGGCCGCCGAGGAUGCUAUCACUGAUCACGACUUCGAAAUCCAGUACGAGGGCCCGGCCGUCGACGAUGCUAUCAUUGAUCACGACGACGAGAUCGAGGACAAGGACCGGAAACAGCCAGACUCCACUACAGAGACCCUGAGAAAGCGGUCCGUGACGAGUGAGACGAAGGUGCGGGAUCUGCGAAACAGCGCGGCUGCCCAGCUCGACAUGGACUAUGAUGUCGACGAGGCUAUGGACAGGUUGGACUUUGGACUUUUCACCCCGAACGCUUCGUUUGGCGAGCUGCUGUACCAGUGCCUGCCCGUCGCAUGGGUGGCUGUCGUCUCGCUGUGGCCUGGGCUGUUGUCCAGCUUCCUGUGCAUGAUUUGGUGUGUCCCCAUCCGGGAGGAGGAUGUCGUCAGCCUUCGCCUCGUCCCGAAUCCGGAUGUGGUCUGCUGGUCCAGCGAGCACUUCCCCUCCGCCGCACUGGCCGUUGCUGGCCUCGUGGUGUGGUGCCUGGGCAUCCCACUGGUUUUGGCUGCAAAGCUGAGUAUGGAAGAUCGCGCGUCUCCGGACAAGCACAGGCAGUUUGGCUACUUUUACCAGGGCCUCGAGCUACAGUACUGGUGGUGGGACAUACUUGUGAAGAGGGCGGACGUCCUCUUGAUGAUGCUCGUCACCUACACCUCCGUCGUCCGUGAGCCGGAAGCCAAGGUACUGCUCUUUCCACUCCUCUCAGGCCUUCAGGCCUUGCUGGCUGCAUGGGUCAAGCCCUAUGCGAACGACCAGGCUCAGGUCCUGGACGUUGUGGAGGUGAUGCUCUCCACAAUCCGCUUUCUGCUUUUCGGCGCUGUGGCUGCAAUGCUCAUUUUGAACACCGAUUCCUUCACCACCCGCAUAGUUGCUUACAUACUCUUCUUGGUACUUCUGCUGGCGUGCGUCUACUUCUUCGCUCACCUUGCUUCUCAGAUGCUGCGGGAUGCAGUCGUGGCCCCGCCCAAGCGAGCAAAGUCGUUGGCGAGGAGAUUGCUGGGUGCGGCGCGACGCUUUGCCCUCAACCUUGUCCUGCCUCUUUUGAGAGAGGAGGCCGAGGCGGAGAUGCUGAGGCUCACAUGGUCUUUUGAAGCCAAUUACGUCAGAACGAGGAAGCGCCCUCGAAGCUUCAGAAAGUCAUUCCGGGAAAUGGGCUCCAACAUGAAGCUUGGUCUUCAGCAGGUGCGAGAUACAGUACUUCGCACGGGGCCGCAGUUCCAGCAUUUGGUGCUCUACAACGCUAACGAGGAGUUCGUAGCUUUCUGGCUACAGCAGCUGAAUCAGGAUGAACUACCUAACCCUGGAGUAAUAUGCUCCUUGGCCACGGCUCAUGCAAGCCUUCCGAGCCUGAUCGCCAGAUAUCGCAUCGGCGGCUUGUGGAUGCAGCAGCUGAAUGCCUUGACAAGCCAAGAAGGGCCCUUCACCUGCACUCCGCCAGACUUGCAGCGGGCCAUUCGGCGCAUGAGCCAGAUGCCGCAAGCCGAUGCCGUGGAGUUGGUUCAGCACGCCAUGGGCCUUUUUGCAGAACAAGCUUUCGUCGACGACUGCCUCGAACUGUGA
Molecule: messenger RNA, 11583 nt
Organism: Symbiodinium natans
Lineage: Eukaryota; Dinophyceae; Suessiales; Symbiodiniaceae
Source: the annotation of a GenBank genome assembly